Tachysurus vachellii is the source of this 2029-nucleotide messenger RNA. RefSeq lists its product as uncharacterized. The coding region runs from base 457 to 1338 and encodes 293 amino acids. Lineage: Eukaryota; Metazoa; Chordata; Actinopteri; Siluriformes; Bagridae. The transcript has 5 exons. The record is from RefSeq and is a predicted model, not a curated record.
AAAGAGAAGGAAAGAAAGAAUGGCAGCACAGUGUAGAAAGAAAGAAAGAAAGAAAGAAAGAAAGAAAGAAAGAAAGAAAGAAAGAAAGAAAGAAAGAAAGAAAGAAAGAAAGAGGACGGAAGGAACGAAAAAGAAAGAAAGACAAAAUGGCAACAUGGCCUAAAAAAGAGGGAAAAGAAAGUGAAAAGUUCUUUAUAUCAAAAUACAGAAUCUGUUUUUCAUGGAAAAAAAUGAACUUAUGAAUUCGACCAAUCAAGAUGAGGGACCAGUUUGAGGGGCGGGGCUUCACAGUCUGGGAAAAGAAGGUCCGCCAAAUUUAAACUGUAAAGAAGUGAAGCGUUACAACAGUGUGGAGGAUUAAAGUGUGAGAAGGAAGGAGCUGGUGUUCGACUUCAAGUCUCUUGUGUUUCUCUUCGAUUCGACUUUCCAACCCUUCUCACAGCGCCGGUUCCUGUCAUGUCAUCAACUAUCACAAGCGGCGUGAGCGGCCUUAGCUCCACCGUGUCUGGGAUGUGGCGCUCUCACAGCGUUCUCUCCGAGUCUGAACCAGAGAGUUCCCCCGAGGCGACACAGCGGUUUCGGAAGCUCCGCUCCUCCAGCUCUCUCAACUCCCUGCGCAUGUCUCUGAGGAAGAGACUUCCUUUAAAAACCGUGCAGCCCACCAGCAACGUCCCGGAGAAUCCGAACACAGAGGAGUUUCUGAAUAGCAAGAAAACGAGCACAGUCACUCAGAUCAAACGCACUGCCAAGAACACCAUCGGAAACGCUUAUCAGAAGUUUCAAAAGAGCACACAGUCUCGAGAAGAGUGCCUGGUGAGGACGCCUGGCAAGAUCAUAGAAGGAGAAGAGAACGAGCGCUCUCCUGCAGUUACGCGCACCCCUAAACGACAAGCCGUUACCCCUGGGCGCACGCAGAGAUCAGCCAAGCGUAACCCACGAGCCGGAGGAACUCCCGAGGCCGGCGAGUCGGCCGUGAGAGCAGUGAAGAGCAGAGGAACCAGGAGGCAGUUGGUACGCAUGGCAGCAUUGAGGAGCCCUUUCGCAUCCCCUAACACGGCGAACCGCCGCAGGCAGUUUGAUCAAGAUCUGGACAGUGUAUCAAAAGGCCUCAGGAAACUAAAGCGCCUCUCUCAAGCUUUUGAUGAAGUCAUCGGGAGAGACGAGAGGACCGAGGCCGUGGAGCAUUACAGAACAGUGAUGGCUCACAGCUACGGCUCCAUCUCCAGCACCACAGGGAAAUUAAACAGAUCCUUCAUCCGGCAGCAGAGCCGACAAAUUCGCCACAGAGUGGGCAGCUGGACCGACAGCGCGCUCUCAAACCUCCGCAAAACCACAUAAACAUCAAGCCACCUUCUGAUGCAUUUUUUUUUCCUUCUUCAUGUCUGUUUGUCACCAUUAGUCCUGACUCCUCGUCGUCAUUGUCUUCGUCUUCAUUUGUGUGUAUCAUAUCAAUAACUGACGUCUCAAUGUAAGCUAAAGAUUUUUUGUUUCACGCCAAAUCGUUGUCAUGCUGUUACAGUUUAAAGGUCACGGCUGAAGAUAAUGUGAAAGCCCCAAAAAAAAAAAAAUGGGCAAAAGUUUUUUUUUUUUGUUGUUGUUUUUUUUUUGUUGUUUUUUAAAAAGCAAAGUUUCACCAUUGGACCAAAGAUGAAUAACGUCUGGGUUACAGUUCUUACUUUCAUUUCUAUUUAAACCUAACACUAUAACGAAUGUAGCGAGACAAACGUGAUGUUUACUAACCCGUAACUAGUCUCUAGAUAUUAUUCACUAUCUUAUAGACUCCACCUUGUAUCGAGGUUUAUCUUUUUUUUUUCUUCUUCUUCUUCUUACCACACUAAUGCUGCGUACUGUUAUUUAACAGCACAAUCCAGAUCAGGUCAGAAAGAUUUCAACAACAGCUGCAAAAUUACUUUAAAAAGAUGUCGAUUAUGUGCUAUGGGUUUCAUGUGAUUUUCUCUAAACACUUAACAUUCUUGAAGAAAUGUUCGCUUUUUAUACUUUAAUAAAAAAACGUAUCUGUUCUCUGCAA